AUGACCAACUUUUUCUUUGAGAACAAUGCUGUCCCCAUAACACCAUGCAGCACCGAAGACACGGACUGCCUCAUCGCCACGGCCAAUGACGUAUACCAGCAGUUCAUGGUGGGCAUACCCGACCUGGACAUCGAACCCCAUGAGCCGAUGUUCCAUCCACUGAUCACAGGGGACCUGCCCAUGUUGCAGCUCAAACUGAUCAACACCUCCUUUUCAGGCAUGGAUAAGUGUAGGAUUACGGAUUUUAAGCUAGACACCUCCGCCCUGAAUCUCAACAUCAAAAUGAGCUGCGGCGUGAUCAAGAUGAGGGGCUCGUACGAGCUGAGCGGGCAGCUGAUAGUAAUGCCGGUGGAGGGGAGCGGGGAUUGCGGGGUGGUGGCUGAGGGCUAUGAUCUAACCGUAGACAGCACAUUCAAGCUGGAAGCUGGUCGCAUGACCAUCAAGACCUACCAGGUGGACGCCGAAGCCACGGGAAGAAUCACCUUCGACUUCAAAAACCUGUUCAACGGGCAGAAGGAGCUGUCGGAUACCGUCCACCACUUCGCUAACACCAACUGGAAGGACGUUGCUGACUUCGUGGAGCAGCCGAUCUGGUCAACCCAUGUUAAGCUAAUGGUGACCACCGCUAAUAAGUACCUGAAGAGUAUUCAACUGUAG
This is a messenger RNA of Aricia agestis (brown argus), 657 nucleotides long. RefSeq names its product circadian clock-controlled protein daywake-like. The transcript has 5 exons. The coding region runs from base 1 to 657 and encodes 218 amino acids. The record is from RefSeq and is a predicted model, not a curated record. Lineage: Eukaryota; Metazoa; Arthropoda; Insecta; Lepidoptera; Lycaenidae.